CUGCUGACCAAUGAGAUGGAGGCUGUGCUAUCAUCCCAGUAGCAGCAUCAGUUGUGUGUAUUUGUGAGAGAGUGUGUGUGUGCGUGUGUAGUAGCUUUAAACGGGGGAAUCUGGACACCCUCUCUUUGAAUUGAACAGGACCCUCUGCAGGCAGGCCGUGCUUCUUCUUUUUUUUACCCCUCUCAAUGUGCUUUUUACCAAAUGGAAGCAGAGGUGUUGAACCCCCAGAUGAUGGCAGACGUCAAUGGCAACAAUAAAAUCACCAACGCGGAGCUGGAGGUGUUAAAGCUUCAGGAAUUGGUCCGAAAAUUGGAGAAGCAAAACGAACAAUUGCGGACUAGAGCGAACGCUGUAAACAAUUGCUCCAUCGGCCCUUGUCUCCAGACCUCGUUGUCGUGUCUGCACGGGGGUACGGCGUGUCCGAGUGACAAUUUCUCCAGUAAAUAUGGCAUUUUGAGUCCGACACUGUCGCAUCCGUGUGCCCCCGGACCCCGAGGUUCAACGGAGGAGCCGUUCGCCUAUUUUCAGCCGAGCUCGGUGUCUCCUGAUGCCGAUGGGGAGGACAGCGGCGCCGCCGGAGACACAACUGCUUUGGAUGAGGUUGAUAUUUUGGACCUCAACACCGUGCUUCCUGUAGGAGAGCCAGAUAGCUGGCUGUAUGUGAGUCCCAAAGCCAAACUGCAGGGCGAGAGUGUCCUCAGCCCUCUCCAGUGGUGCAGGCAGGUACUGGACCACCCGGGGCCCGAGGUGCAGCUGGCUAAGAUGACCCUCUGUCACAGACUGGACCAAGCUAAGCGGAGGCGAGGAGUCUCCUCCGUCCGUCCAUACAGCUGCAUAGAGGGGCUCUCCACCCUCAGCUGCCCCGUCCUGCCUUACACGAAAUCUGCUGCACUAACCGAGUCCCCAGCCCCAUUGCCAUCAUCUGGUCAGUCUUUUCUCCAGCCGACUCUCCCGCUCAGGGCCAGCUGUAGCCUCAGUGACAGAGCGCCCACCUUCCUAUCAAACUCCACCCUCCACAACGUGGGUCGCCGUCAUGCAGCAAUCAGCCCUCAGUCUUCCGUGGACAGCGAGGUCUGUGUGUCGGAGCUGGAGGAUGACGCCAUCUCUAUGAGCUACAAACUGCAGGACAUGACAGAUGUGGAGGUCAUGGCACGACUUCAGGAGGAGAGUCUCCGACAGGACUAUGCCUCUACCUCAGCCACAGCCUGCCGUCGCAGCUCCAGCUUCUCAUUACACUCCCUCAGGCGCAGUGAGAUGGAUCUGGAGGAGGAGGAUGAGGAGGACGAGGGCUAUGACCAGCUGCCUCCUCCCCAGCCGCGACUUUUCCGCACAGGGUCUAUGCAGCGGGGCAGCCUGCCCCACUCUCACACCUUCUCCAGUAUCAGAGACUGCAGACGCAGCUCAACCACCCCUCAGUUUUCACUCAGUGGACUCUCCCAGUACUCUGGACCCUCCAGCCUGACCACAGAAACACACACAGCAUACAGGAAUAGCACAGACAAACUACGGAGAAGCAUGCCCAACCUGAUCCGAGCUCCCAGCAUGCCCAGUGUUCCCAGUAUUCCAUGCCUGGCUUCCCCUGUCAACCCACCCUCCCACGGCCCCACCUCCUUGCCAGCGAUAUCCUCUCUCCGGAGCAGCCAGAGCUUUGACUCAUCCAGUGGGCUUGCACGACUCCAGUCCUCCAUUCCCUCCCCAGGCCAGCUCAGUCAGCGAGUCCAGAGCGUGGGGAACUUCCCCACCACUCCCCGACACCCACUAAAAGCCACAGCCUACGUAAGCCCCACAGUGCAGCAGGGCCCCACCUCCACCUCACUGUCCACCUCUACCAGUCUACAUUCCAUCCCCAGCAGUGCUGCACUGCCUCAGCCCCUCAAACCUAGCAGCAGUUUGGUACCUCAGCCCCUAAAAGCCAGCACCAACCAGCCUGCUGUCCUUCGCAGCUCCCUGCCUCGCCCAGCCUCCUUUGUAGGGACAAGUGGAGUUCCACGUGCAAGCAAAAUCACCCAACCCACACGCAGUUUGCUGACUCCUCCAAAGAGCCUGGCUGCCCUGAGUGCCCUGAGGGAUGGCAGCUGGAAAGACGGUUGCUACUGAACCCAAAUAAACUGAAGUUCAAGAGGUGCACAGGGUAACGCUGCAUGGGACCCAACUGAUUUAAAACUUUGCCGUCAGGAGGGCCCAGUCUUGGGCUGUGACCCAAGAGAGAGUGACUGUUAACAUUUCUAAAAGGCACUACUCUUCACUGAAGGACAAAGUAGAGACUGAGAACAGUAUGGGUCCAGCAGGCUGGAUCUUUACAUUACUACCUGCUGAAACACAGACUGACACACUAUGAAACAACCUGGCAAUAUUCUGAAAAUCAGUUGUUAAAUGUGAACUGGAUCUUCUUUGAUAUGUGUUUCUUUUUUUUAUUUGUUAUUGUGGAUAGUUAAGGCUUUCAUUCAACAGAAUGAAAAUUUCUCUCCAGUUGAAAGCUUAGAAAAAAAUAGCCCACGCUUUUGUACAUGCUUUUAAUGAUUUCAUAUGACUAAUUUUGCAAUUAUACAUUUUUGUCAGACUGUGGUGUCAGAUAUGAAGUUGAACCUGGAAUUUUGUUACAUCCUGUGCCUGUUAAAAAGUAGUGUAAUUUAUGUCAGUUAUAUUUAUUGGCUGGACCUCGCAGCACUUUUGAUCAGAAUUAAUGAUUAACACAUUAAAAUAAAUUAUCUUCUUGGUUUCUUAAGUAAAGUAUAACAUUUGUUAAAGUAAGUGUACACACAUUAUUGUUUGGCUAUUUUCUUUUAAUUUUUGUUUACAUAAGAGCUGAGAUUUUUUAUGUUCUUUGAUAAACAAAAUCACUGCAAUGAUAUUGCACACAGAACCCUGAUGCUUUUUAUGGAUGACAAGAAUUUAAAGAGGAGGUGAAUUUUUAAAGUGAAUAAAAGCCUUUCAAGAUA
This is a messenger RNA of Siniperca chuatsi (mandarin fish), 2939 nucleotides long. It is a transcript of the gene slain1a, whose product is annotated as SLAIN motif family, member 1a. The record is from RefSeq and is a predicted model, not a curated record. NCBI's taxonomy places the organism in Eukaryota, Metazoa, Chordata, Actinopteri, Centrarchiformes, Sinipercidae. Gene Ontology annotation, biological process: microtubule nucleation; cytoplasmic microtubule organization; positive regulation of microtubule polymerization. Gene Ontology annotation, cellular component: microtubule plus-end. Bases 202 to 2097 code for a protein of 631 amino acids. The transcript has 9 exons.